AUGCCGCCAAAGCGCACUCCGACGAAGAACACUCCAGCAAAGGAGAAGAAGGUGGAAAUAGAUGCUCGCAAAGAGGAGUUGGGCGCCCUAGUCCACCUCCGAGGAAAGGCGGUGGAGAAGCUCAACCGUCUCAAGGAGAAGCUCGACACCCUGUCGCAGCCGGAGCGCAUUGUCCCGACAGUCAAGCUCAACCAACGUAAGCUGGAGAUGGCCUACUCGGAAUUCUCCACCAUCCAUGAGAAAGUCAUCACCCUGGUGGAUUCCGCCGAGCGAGACCCGCACGAUGACCUUCAACUUAGCGUCGAGACUGCCUACGACAGAAUCUUCGUUACGCUCGAGAAGUGGACGCAGGAACUGGUUCCCGUUACUGCAGGUCCAUUGAACGCCGUCGUAUCGGCCGUCCAGCAACCAGUUGUCAUCCAGCAGCUGCCUCGGAUUCUCCCGACGUUCGACGGUAAAUAUGAAAAUUGGGAAAAAUUCAAGGUCAUAUUCCGGGACGUCGUGGAAAAAUCCAACGAGUCACCCCGCAUGAAGCUCUACCGGUUGGAGGAUGCCCUGGUCGGAGAAGCGACCGGAUCGGUAGACGCAAAAACCAUCCAAGAGGGGAACUACGAUCACGCCUGGGAGCUACUGACGGAUAAGUACGAGGACAAGCGAAGAAUGGUUGACAUUCACAUCGGUGGCCUGUUUAAGGUGCAGAAGAUGACCGAGGAGAAUUACUUGGAACUGAGAUCGCUGGUGGAAACGGUAACCAGCCACGUAGCAAACCUGAAGUACCUCGGGCAGGAGUUCCUCGGAGUUUCCGAACAGAUCGUCGUAUACCUGCUAGUCCAUGCACUUGAUGACGGAACGCGGAAACUCCUGGAGGCAACAGUGCGGCGAGGAGAACUGCCGAAGUACGACGACACCAUGGAGUUUCUCAAGAACCGCGUCUCAGUCCUAGAGAGAUGCAAGGAAACCAGUGAAGCAGCACCGAGCCAACAAACAAGAACUGAUUCCAAGCCAACCACUUCUACACAGCCGUACCAGAUCGCCAACACUGCCAUCAGGGCGCAACCGGGACCGCGGUGCGACUUAUGCGGAGAGACCCACCUGACCUUCAAAUGUGCUACCUUCACGGCCCUUCCGGCGUACCAGCGAAUGGAGAAGGUCAAAGAAAGACGAGUCUGCUUUAAUUGCCUGCGCGCUGGACACAGUGCGAACAAGUGCAGACGGCCAAGUUCAUGUGGUAAGUGCCAACGCAGACACCACACUCUACUACACGAGUUCUACCGGGAGUCAACCGUGCCUCAGAGACCAGCUCCUGCUAUGCGCCAUCCCGUUGAGCCACUCCCGUCAGCGAAAGCGAUCGACAGCCCCACCCCGAUGCUUCAAACCGCCGUCGUCGAUCUGCGUGACGACAACAACCAUCCUGUGCCGUGUCGCAUCGUGCUGGACUGCGGAUCACAGGUAAAUUUUAUUUCCACCUCGAUGGCAAAUCGCCUAAACCUGAAAAAGGUUCCUGCAAACGUCCCGAUCUGCGGCAUCGGAGGUGAAGCGAUGAACACCAGGGAGUCAGUCAACGUGCAGCUUCAGUCCCGGUAUAGCGGAUUCACAGCGGACGUGGAGUGUUUGGUCAUCCCAAGAGUGGCCGGAAAGAUUCCUCCGUCUCCAGUCAAUGCCAACGAUUGGCCAAUUCCGAAAGGUUUCCAGCUAGCCGACCCAAAGUUCCACACUCCCGACCGCAUUGAUAUGCUCGUUGGAGCAUCGCUGUACUUCCGCCUGUUGAAACGAGGAUUCGUUUACAUGUGGGACAACUACCCGGAACUGCGUGAGACUCACCUAGGUUGGGUCGUCGUAGGAGGUGCUGAAGGUACUACCACCGGUCAGCAGCUCGCGAACACAGCAGUACUGAAGGCCAAAGAACCACAUCAAGCGACAGCACUGGAGGGAGGCUCUGCUGGGAUAUCCCCCAGCCCGGGGGGAGGAUGUUGGAGCCCCAACGUUUAA
This is a messenger RNA of Culex pipiens pallens (northern house mosquito), 1989 nucleotides long. RefSeq lists its product as uncharacterized. The transcript has a single exon. Lineage: Eukaryota; Metazoa; Arthropoda; Insecta; Diptera; Culicidae. The record is from RefSeq and is a predicted model, not a curated record. The coding region runs from base 1 to 1989 and encodes 662 amino acids. Gene Ontology annotation, molecular function: zinc ion binding; nucleic acid binding.